AUGGGUGACGUUCCUGCUUCCCCGGCUUGGGCUUCCCUGCCUCCUUUCCCCGAUCACCUCACCACAGCGCCUCUCGUUACCCUCCACCUGUCCAAGCUCCAGGAACACGACCCGGCCGAGCAGGCAGCUCUGCUGAAGUGCGCUAAGGAGCUCGGUUUCUUCUACCUCAACCUUACCGGGUGCACCGAGGGAAAGCAACUGUUCUCUGACGCCCAGCAGCUUCUGGACUUGGAGAAGCGCUUCUUCGCCAUGCCCGAUGAGGAAAAAGCUAUUUGCGAUCGCGAUACUGUCGAGGGAGGCUCGGGAUACUACGGCUGGAAGAAGAUUGGAAGCGCUGUGAUGGACAGCAAGGGAACGCCGGAAAGGCACGAAAACUAUACCAUCAAAAAGGACGACAUCGUCGGGAACUGCACGCCGCUCGCUGCUCCCCAGCUGAUCAAGGAUAACUUCCCUCUCCUGCGCUCCUUUGUACUCAAUGCGCAGAAGCAGGGCAUACUUAUGCUCCAGCUGCUUAACGAGUCGCUCCAGCUCCCCCCAGGCUCGCUCGAGAACAUGCAUCGCCUGCAUGCGCUCUCGGGCGACCACGUGCGGUUCAUCCGUGCUCCGGCUAGGGGAGAGGGUAAUUCCGACCAGACAGCGGCGGAACACACUGACUUUGGCUCGCUCACCAUCCUCUUCAACUGGCUCGGAGGUCUGCAGGUCCAGCUCCCUGGAUCGAAGGAGUGGGUGUACGUCCGCCCCAUCCCGGGCUGCGCGAUCAUCAACCUCGGCGACGCGAUGGUCAAGUUCUCUGGCGGGCUGCUCCGGAGCAACAUGCACCGCGUGCUCAACCCUCCUGGCAAGCAAGCAAAUGAGACGCGGUACUCGUUGGUAUACUUCUCCCGCCCGGAGGACGACGUCGUCAUGCGCCGUUUGGAGGGCGGACUCGUUGAACAACAGCCGAAGAGCGACGUGGUUGAGCCCGAGUACACCAGCAAGGAGUGGAUCCUGCGUCGCGGGCUCGGCCCGAAGACGUCGGGGUUCAAGCCGGAGAAUUGGAUCAACUCGAGGGGCACCGAGGGCGCAAGGAGCACUGUGUAA
Messenger RNA from Dacryopinax primogenitus, 1080 nucleotides. RefSeq names its product 1-aminocyclopropane-1-carboxylate oxidase. Lineage: Eukaryota; Fungi; Basidiomycota; Dacrymycetes; Dacrymycetales; Dacrymycetaceae. The transcript has 2 exons. The coding region runs from base 1 to 1080 and encodes 359 amino acids. Gene Ontology annotation, molecular function: dioxygenase activity. The record is from RefSeq and is a predicted model, not a curated record.